Hyalella azteca is the source of this 2982-nucleotide messenger RNA. RefSeq lists its product as uncharacterized. Gene Ontology annotation, biological process: monocarboxylic acid transport. Bases 65 to 1603 code for a protein of 512 amino acids. Lineage: Eukaryota; Metazoa; Arthropoda; Malacostraca; Amphipoda; Hyalellidae. The transcript has 3 exons. Gene Ontology annotation, molecular function: monocarboxylic acid transmembrane transporter activity. The record is from RefSeq and is a predicted model, not a curated record.
UCAAUAAUGCUUGAAUUUCCGAAUUACAGGUUUGGGCUCAGGCUUUGUAACGACUCCAAGCAUAAUGACCACAAACAAAUAUUUCGACAAACGACGAGCCCUGGCGUCCGCAAUAUGUAUUUCCGGUAAUGCAUUUGGUGGCUUCAUCAUGCCGCCUCUGGUGGACUACCUCUUGCACCAAUUCGGCCUACGAGGAACGUUGUUCAUCACCUCCGCUGUUAUGCUCAAUAUUGUUGUGGCAGGCGUGUGUUUCCGACCUGUCUCCGUCCAUGCCAUCGUGCAAGGGAAACACAAAAUUAAACUUAAGAGAAGGCGUCAAGAAAUUAAAAAGCCAGUUACGUCAAAAGAACUCCCUAAGAGCAAAUCAAAGAUGAAAGAUGUAGUUUCACAGCGAGGAAGCGCAACAUUUGCCUCUGAAGCCGGAGCGCUAGCAGGAUUCGAAAAUUUGAUAGAUCCAGCAUUAUAUGACAAACGAAAAAUGAUCAAUACAUCUAGCACAAUAAUACACGCUUCAAAUGUUUCAAAUUCAAGAAAAUUGCUCAAUAACAAUGAAGAAUUUAGUGACAUAAGUUCGGACAGUGAGUCAUCCGUACAUUCUGUCUCAGAAUUGCGACUUUCAGUCGGCGGUGAUGACUUGAUGCAUAUUGGCGCGGAAGCCGUCUUCGAUGGAGACCUUCAUUCUGAGAGGCGAUCAUCAGUAGAAAAUAUUGAACUGAGAUCUGUAAAUUCAGUAACCGCCACCAAUGGAACGAACGCUUGCGACACGUGUAGAGUUGAUUCUGAACCCGUAACCAAAGAAAUUGGUGUAGGGGUUCUAUCUUCCCCGGUAACAAACGAGCCUGUGUCCUCUGUUAAAAGUCAACAAAACUUGCAUUAUUACUCGCAAGAACUUACUACAGCAACAGAAUUUAAAAAUCCAUUCUUACAAGGUACAACCCCGCCUACAACAGCGAAACUGAACGGAUUCAUAUUUCACAAGAAUCUCGAUACAUGUUUCGAUUACGAAGUACCGAAGACCAGGCAAAUGUUCCUCAUGACUUUGUCUUGCUUUCUCUUCAAGAUGAGCGUUCCACACCCUCUUUUUUACCUCCACGUAUACUUCAUUAGUGUUGAUGUCGACGUCGGCACCGUCUCUGCCAUCAUCGCGGGGUCGUCACUUGCGGACGUCGUGGGUCGCCUGGGAGUUAGCUGGCUGACUCGCACCAAACUCGUGCCUGCCGUCUACCUUUAUAGCUUCAGCUGUUUCGUGACGGGCGCUUGCAUCCUGUGCGUGCCAGUGGCAACUUCGGCCGUGAGUUUGUCGGCAGUGCUGAGCGGCUACGGCUUAGGGGUGGUCGCGUGGUCGGUGCUCAUGCCUGUCAUGCUAACACAGGCCCACGGCAGCGACAGGCUGCCUGCAGCAUACGGAUUCCUGAGGAUCUUCAUGGGUGUCGCUAAUUUCGUGUCGCCGCAGAUCAGUGGCGCCCUGACAGAUGCAACGGGAAGCUUCUUGUGCAGCUACCGCGUGAUGGGUGCCUGCUCGCUGGCCGCUGCUCUACUGGCGCUCUCUGCCUCCACAGGCUCCACUCGCUGCUCACAGCCGCAACGUCACGAGUCUAUUUAACAAUAUGAACGAUAAUAAUAUAUAUUUUAAUAUAUAAUGAUGACGUUAUAAACUCCUAGUGGCUGAUAUUCUGAGUUUGCACUCGUUUUGGGAGUGGAACAAAAAUGCCAAAGACAAGAGAUGUUCGAGAUUGAGGGAAGUUAGCUAAUUAUUUCAAAAUUUAUUUCUGUAAUCAGUCCUAAAAUUGUUUUUAAUUUCAACUAUGACUAUAAUUAAAUAAUCUUGUCUGACAAGGCCAACAACGCAGGCGUUUUAGGGGGCUGGACCCCUGCUCAUGCCCGGCAACGCCGACAUGAGCAGAAGAAAUUAAAGUUGAAGUUUGCUGCCGGCUGACAUUAUGCCGACCAACACUGGGUGCCCGUAUCUACUCUACCGCCUUCAAAGAAUCUAAGUCUUUGAUAGGAGCUUCAGAAUUCACAUUCAUCGCGACUAUUGUUAGGAUCGUGCAAUCUCGACCUAAAUAGGAAAUUUUUUGCUUUCUCCUACCGAUAUGCCGUGUGUCAAUUUAUUAUUGAUUAUCGUCAUCAGACAUUCGAAUGAAAAUAGUUUGUUUCAUUAUUUCAUGAUACCGCAGUAAUUUACAAAGUGAAUUGAAAGAAAGAAAAAUAAAUAUAAAAAGUUAUAUAUGUUGAUGGCAGGCUAACUGUUAAAUGAAUGACACAAGACAGGAAUCAGAUCAUCAGUGUUUGUGACAGCUAAAUUUCGUUAACUCUGGCUACUCAUUCGUGCUAACAAGCAUGACACGAUUAUACGUAGCUGUCCAACUUAGAAACAAUGCACGUAGCGAAAGAAACAAAUUUGCAAGGCGUUUGAAGUAUUUUCUAUACUGAUAUGCCAUUGGCCAACCAUCAUCAAUACUAUUUGUUUCUACGAGCAUUGUAACGUUAGUCACAAUGAGAAGACAAAGUGUUUUCUUAAAGUAUUAUUUACUUUGCACUAUUCCACAGUAGAUCAGUAACUGCUUCAAAUUUCUUGCUUCCGACUUGUAUCUACAUAUCAUAUAUCUAUAGGCCAACACUAACAGAUCCAUUUAUUAUUUUUAAUUAAUUAAAGGUAUGCUUUAUUAGUAUUUAGUUAAACACUGCUAUUCGAUAUUAAAAAUAAUAAUUGAGUACCGGUACACAAGUUUUAUCGGAAAAUUUAAGCGUAAUAAAUAUAUUCCGUCAUCAGGAUCGAGAAGAAAUUUCAAUAUCUCUUAUAGCUUCAAUUAGUUCGAAUUGCAGUAUUUUUACUUUCUUAAGUUUCGCAGUUUUAGAAGUACAAAUCUUGACGAAACUUUAUGUGAAGAAAUCUUUCACCUUUCCGUUCCUAGAAUUAAUUGUUAUCACUUUUUUCCUGCGUGUUUGAAGUAAAAAUAGUCAUUCUAACAAAUGCAAAGU